GUAAAUUUGAUGAUUAUUUGUAUAGCAGCUCUUUGGGGAUGGGCACUAGUUUACACUUCUUUUGAUUUUUAACUAGUGUUCAUUUGAUUUUUUGUUUGUGGGUUUUUGGUGAAAUUUUGGAUGGUGAUGAUGUAAAGACAAGGACCAAGAGCAAUUCAUGAAGCAACUGCUUUACUACCUGGGUGCCUUUGCUGGUGGAAUUCCGUAUUAUAUGAAGACUGGAGAAUGUAAGUAUGGUGCACAAUGCAGAUUCCAUCACCCAAUUGAUAGGCCAGCAGUGGCAUUGUCAACAACAAAGCCAUCUCAACAAGAAAAUGUGAAGCUAACGCUUGCUGGACUACCUAGGAGAGAGGGUGCCGUUAUCUAUGUGUAUUACCUUAAAACCGGCGCAUGCAAGUAUGGUGCAACCUGCAGAUUUGACCACCCACCUCCUGGCGAAGUUGUAGCAAUGGCAGCUUCACAAGGAAAAUCUGAUUCUACCGGAGGGAAAGCAUAAGCAACUGAAUGCACACAGGAACAGCAGCAGUAGGUCCCUAGCUAGAAUGAAGAAGUGAUGAGGCCUCGAAGGAGGUCUAUGGCAAAAUUAUUGCCAUCUGCCAUGGUCUAUUUCAGUAUUUUGUACUAUGUUUCUGAGCCAUCAUGGUUUAUAAAUUGCCCAGUCAGCCAUUCUUUAUGCUCUGCGUAUAAGGUGCAAGUGUUGACCGAUUGGAUAACGUGAGGUAUUUUGUUCUCCUGUAUUAAGUGAGUCUAUGCAUGUACUUUGUAUCAGAGUGAUGAGUUUCAGUGCUAUGGUUUUAUGAAAGUUUGCUCUGCCCUCUGCUUCUUCCUUC
Molecule: messenger RNA, 830 nt
Organism: Rosa chinensis
Lineage: Eukaryota; Viridiplantae; Streptophyta; Magnoliopsida; Rosales; Rosaceae
Product: zinc finger CCCH domain-containing protein 37-like
Exons: 3
Coding region: 158-496 (112 amino acids)
Molecular function (GO): mRNA binding; metal ion binding
Source: RefSeq, a predicted model, not a curated record